Suncus etruscus (white-toothed pygmy shrew) is the source of this 879-nucleotide messenger RNA. RefSeq names its product DLA class II histocompatibility antigen, DR-1 beta chain-like. NCBI's taxonomy places the organism in Eukaryota, Metazoa, Chordata, Mammalia, Eulipotyphla, Soricidae. Gene Ontology annotation, cellular component: late endosome membrane; lysosomal membrane; MHC class II protein complex. Gene Ontology annotation, molecular function: MHC class II protein complex binding. The transcript is spliced from 5 exons. Bases 49 to 879 code for a protein of 276 amino acids. The record is from RefSeq and is a predicted model, not a curated record. Gene Ontology annotation, biological process: immune response; immunoglobulin production involved in immunoglobulin-mediated immune response; peptide antigen assembly with MHC class II protein complex.
AGUGAGAUUUGUUUGCUCCCCUGCACACUAUUUUUUUUUCUUUACAGCAUGGCUUCUCUGUGUUACUCUGGAGGCUCCUCCUGGAUUGCAGCUCUCACCCUGAUGGUACUGAGGCCUUCCCUCCCUUGGGCCAGGGACAUACCAUUACAUUUCAUGACACAGGGUAAAUGUGAAUGCCGUUUCUCCAACGGGACAGAGCAGGUGCGCUACCUGGCUUCCUAUAUUUAUAACCAAGACCUGUUAGUGGUCUUUGACAGUGAAGUAGGGGAGUUUACGGCAGUGACGGAACAGGGAAGAUCAGAUGCAGAGUACUGGAAUCAGCAGAAGGACUUCAUCCAGCAGCUACGGACUGCGGUGGACAGAUUCUGUAGACACAACUACAGGAUUAUUGAGAGCUUCCUGGUGCAACGGAGAGUUGUGCCCAAGGUAACUGUGUUUCCUGCGAAGAUCCAGCCCUUUGGGCACAGCCUUCUGGUCUGUUCUGUGAAUGGGUUUUAUCCAGGUCAAAUUGAAGUCAGGUGGUUUCGGAAUGGCCAAGAACAGGAGGAUGGAGUGAUCUCCACAGGACUCAUUCCAAAUGGAGACUUGACCUUUCAAAUCAUGGUGAUGCUUGAAACAGUUACACAGAGUGAAGAUGUCUAUACCUGCCACAUGGAUCACCCAAGCCUGAAGAGCCCCAUAAAGGUGGAUUGGAGGACACAGUCUGAAUUUGCACAGAACAAGAUGUGGUGUGGAAUUUGGGGUUUUGUUCUGGGUGUACUUUUUCUUGGAGUUGGACUAUUUAUUUCCUUCAGAUAUCAGAAAGACUUCUUCACAGUUAACCAAGCCACUCCUUGUGCUAACUUCAACCUCAAGGCAGCCAUGUCAGAAAUUUUUUGA